AUGCGCAUACUGCUGCCUUCUCCUUUCCUGCCAGCCGGAAGAACACAGUUUAAAGUGGUAAUUAAAGCACUUUCUCCAAAAGAAGCCACCAGAAUUUAUACCCCUCGCCCUUUGGAUAGAAAUGAUGGCACAUUUCUUAUGCGGUAUCGGAUGUAUGGGAGUGUCAGAAAAGGGUUAAAAAUUGAGAUACUUUAUGGUGAUCAGCAUGUAGCUCAAUCUCCUUAUAUUUUGAAAGGACCAGUUUAUCAUGAAUAUUGUGACUGUCCUGAAGAAGACCCUGAGAUCUGGCAGAACGUUAUGUCUUGUCCAUCCCAAGAACCUCAGAUUACAAAGGACUUCAUUUCUUUUCCCACCAUUGACCUUCAGCGAAUGCUUAAGGAAAUCCCAACAAAGUUCAGUCAGACAAGAGGUGCUAUUGUUCAUUACACUAUUCUCAAUAAUCACAUCUACCGUCGCUCCUUAGGGAAGUAUACAGACUUCAAAAUGUUCUCCGAUGAAAUGUUCCUGUCACUGGCAAGAAAGGUUCGUCUUCCUGAUGUGGAGUUUUAUCUUAAUGUUGGAGAUUGGCCAGUUGAGUAUCGGAAAGCUAAUGAUACACCUGGUCCUAUACCUAUCAUUUCAUGGUGUGGCUCUGUGGAUUCAAGAGAUAUAGUCCUUCCAACGUAUGAUGUAACCCACUCGACCCUUGAAACCCUACGUGGAGUCACAAAUGAUCUCCUUUCUAUUCAAGGAAAUACAGGCCCAUUCUGGGAAAACAAAACUGAGCGAGCUUUGUUUAGAGGUCGAGACAGCCGAGAAGAACGUCUCCAUCUUGUCAAGUUAUCCAAGGAAAAUCCAGAACUACUAGAUGCUGGCAUAACAGGAUAUUUCUUCUUCAGAGAAAAAGAAAAAGAGCUGGGAAAGGUUCAGCUGAUGGGCUUCUUUGACUUCUUUAAGUACAAAUACCAAGUGAAUGUAGAUGGGACCGUAGCAGCUUACAGGUUUCCAUACCUCUUGCUGGGUGACAGCCUAGUAUUGAAGCAAGAUUCCCAGUACUAUGAACACUUUUAUAUUGGAUUAAAACCUUGGAAACAUUAUGUUCCAGUUAAGAGAAACUUAGAGGACUUGCUAGAGAAAAUAAAAUGGGCUAAGGAAAAUGAUGAAGAAGCAAGAAAAAUUGCUAAAGAAGGACAAUUAAUGGCAAGAGAAUUACUUCAGCCUCACAGGCUUUACUGCUACUACUAUAAAGUGCUCCAGAAAUACGCCAAACGCCAAGCCAGCAAACCUGAAAUACAGGAUGGAAUGGAACUCGUACCUCAGCCUGAUGACAGAGACUCCGUAUGCAGUUGCCACAGGAAAAAGCCUUUAAGGGAAGAUCUAUAACUGUACCGGAUGGAGAAAAUCACCCACUUACAAUGCAAGAAUUUAAAUAGGAAUUAAGCUGUGAAAUCUAAGACACUUAUGCACUAGCAAACAUUCUUAGUUAUGUAUUCUUCUUGUAUUUACAUAUCCUUUUUCACACUGACUCUGAUCUACAACAUUGGUUCCCACAAUUUUGUCUCCGUGACCACCACCAAACAGAUACUGAGCCUGUAAUGGGGAGCAUCCAGGGGAUUUGUUUGAUGGACUGCACCAUCAGGAAGAAGAGCGCGGUGCUGCUCGUGUUCCAGCUGGGACCUAGUUACCAAAGUUUUAUGAGGAACCAGUCAUCCACAAAAGAUCUUCCAUGAGUCAGUGCAAGUUAUUCUAAAGGAGCAUCUGCAACAUACUAAAACAGCGUUAUGAUUUCUUCAUAAAGUUUACCUCAGUGUUAGAUUGUUUCUUGUAUACAAAACAAUUUUCUAACUAGACAAAGAAAAUGAGUGUUUGAGAUUUACAGAUAUCAAAUCUGGUGUUGCUUUGAGAUUAUUUUGUGGUCUAUGACAGAUAAAAGAAUAGAGAACGUGAUACAAUAUUUAUUCAUUUCAGAGGAAAAUGUAGAGGAGGGGGAGAGAUCAGAAUAAUAUUUUUAUAAGCACCAUGGCUGUGAAUCACCAAAAUUAACUGCUGCUUUGAAGCAGACUGUGUAGCUAUCACAAUCACAGUGCUUUGAGUGCCAAGACACCACUUCUGAAGACCUGUUCCCUGCCAAUGACCACGUCUGUGAAUAUAGGCACAGAUCCACAAAAGGACUUAGGAGCUUCAGGUGAGGCCAGGUGAAAUACUGGUGUCUUAGUUCAACAAUACAGUCUAUAGUAUUCUAAGACUACUUGAGUAUUCACGCAUCUGAAAUUUGUUAGUAGAGUUUUAGACCACCUAGGUUUAACUUCUGUGUGGAACUAAGGAUGCUACCAUCUUUUUCACGUGGGUUCAUGAACUACUUUUUCCUGUGCCUAAGUCCCCAGAGGGAUCUUAUCCAUUUUCUGAAUUUAGAUCAUAGCUAACCUUAUACUGAGAUCAGACAGCAGAUGAGACUUCAUUGUUUUGGUUCAAACAUAUGACAGAAAAACCUAUGCAGCGCUUUCUAUGUAAUAGUCUAGGGGUUAGAUACCAUACUAAGCAAUUGGGAAGCCAGUUGUCCUCCUUGGUUUGAUUCAAAG
This is a messenger RNA of Pygoscelis adeliae (Adelie penguin), 2558 nucleotides long. It is a transcript of the gene POGLUT3, whose product is annotated as KDEL (Lys-Asp-Glu-Leu) containing 2. Gene Ontology annotation, molecular function: glucosyltransferase activity. The transcript has 8 exons. The record is from RefSeq and is a predicted model, not a curated record. NCBI's taxonomy places the organism in Eukaryota, Metazoa, Chordata, Aves, Sphenisciformes, Spheniscidae. Gene Ontology annotation, cellular component: endomembrane system. Bases 1 to 1362 code for a protein of 453 amino acids.